Pseudocercospora fijiensis CIRAD86 is the source of this 1379-nucleotide messenger RNA. RefSeq lists its product as uncharacterized. NCBI's taxonomy places the organism in Eukaryota, Fungi, Ascomycota, Dothideomycetes, Mycosphaerellales, Mycosphaerellaceae. Bases 1 to 1026 code for a protein of 341 amino acids. The transcript has a single exon. Gene Ontology annotation, cellular component: nucleolus; small-subunit processome. Gene Ontology annotation, molecular function: RNA binding. The record is from RefSeq and is a predicted model, not a curated record.
AUGCCUUCAACGUACAAGAAGGACAAGCCGUGGGAUACGGACGACAUCGACAAAUGGAAGGAAGAAGCCUUCACGCCCGAUCAAAAUGCCGGCGGCACAUUCAGCGAGGAAUCGUCCUUCGCGACUCUUUUCCCCAAAUAUCGAGAGCAGUAUCUGAAGUCUUCCUGGCCAACGAUCACCAAACAGCUGGAGAAGCAUGGAAUCGCAUGCACGCUCGACUUGGUUGAGGGCAGCAUGACUGUAAAGACAACGCGAAAGACAUUCGAUCCCGCCGCCAUCCUGAACGCCCGCGACUUGAUCAAGCUUCUAGCUCGAAGUGUGCCUACACCGCAGGCCCUGAAGAUUCUCGAGGAUGGAAUGGCCUGCGAUGUCAUCAAAAUCCGUGGCAUGGUGCGGAAUAAAGAGCGAUUCGUCAAGCGACGGCAACGUAUUCUUGGUCCCAACGGCAGCACACUCAAAGCCCUGGAACUGCUCACCCAGACAUACAUCCUUGUGCAGGGAAAUACGGUGUCAGUCAUGGGCGGAUACAAAAAUUUAAAAGAGGUGCGGCGCGUGGUGGAGGACUGCAUGGCCAAUAUCCACCCCAUCUACCACAUCAAAGAGCUCAUGAUCAAGCGCGAGCUGGCAAAGGAUCCCGAGCUGAAGAAUGAAAAUUGGGAGCGCUUCCUGCCUCACUUCAAGAAGCGCAACUUGGCCAAGCGCAGAAAGCCGUUCAACGUCACCGACAAGAGCAAGAAGGUCUACACGCCAUUCCCACCAGCACAAGAAAAGAGCAAGGUUGAUCUGCAGAUCGAGAGUGGAGAAUACUUCUUGAACAACGCUGCAAAGGAGCGCGCGAAGAAGGAGCGUCGCGAAGAGGCUAUGAAGGAGAAGAUGGAGGAGCGCAAGAAGAAAAGGGAAGAGGCCUUCGAGGCGCCUCAAGAGGAUGGAGAGAAGAAGAAAAAGAAGAAGCGGAAGAGCGAGGAUGGCGCGGAGAAGAAAAGCAAGAAGCGCAAGGCUGUGGAUGAUGUGGAGAUGGAGGACUGAGUAUGACAUGCAUCUACGGAGAGUAGGGCUAUCCGAUGCAAUUCGCCGUCAGUAACAGAGAAGCUUCAAUCUCUGCCUUCUUCGCCUGCAGCUCAUCGACAUCCCAAUUACACCGGAUAGAUGAGACAUAUAUCAGCACUCAGCAUCGGCGAUGCACCUGCAGAGCCAGACAGCGAAAUGAGAUGGAAGCUCGAAAUUGUCCGGUUCGGGUGCUUCGGUUUUGCCAGGCAUUGCUUUUUGGCUGCCAUAUCAGAUUCGACCGCGAGUAUGAGCAGAACAUAUCGUUCUUGCUGACGAGACCUGGACUUACCGAGGCUGGGAUGCAUACUCACAACGUGCACAUCCGGCAUCUC